AUGAAGUGGUCCACGCUCAUCCCCUCUGUCCUUGUUCCCCUUGUCUCGGCUGCUCCCAAGGAGCGGGAGGAGAAGCCCGAGACCUUCUCGCAGCGCGUUAUCUUCACGCCGCCCGACAACUACACCGACCCGCGCGUGCUGUACGCCCGCACCGCCCAGUUCCGGGACGGCACCCUGCUCGCGACCUGGGAGAAUUACAGCCCGGAGCCCCCUCCGGUCUACUUCCCCAUCUACCGCUCCACUGACGGCGGCUACAACUGGAAGGAAAUCUCGCGUGUCGAGGACACGGCCAACGGAUUGGGCCUCCGAUACCAGCCGUUCCUCUACAUCCUGGAUGAGUCCUUUGCCGGCUUCCCCAAGGACACGGUCCUGCUGGCCGGGAGCUCGAUCCCCACGGACCUCUCAAGCACCCAGAUCGACCUGUAUGCCUCGACGGACCGCGGCGUGACGUGGGAGUUUGUCUCGCACAUCGCGGCCGGCGGCGUGGCCAUCCCCAACAACGGCGAGACCCCUGUCUGGGAGCCGUUCCUGAUGCGCAACGGAGACACGCUCAUCUGCUACUACUCGGACCAGCGCGAGAACACGACGUACGGCCAGAAGAUGGUGCACCAGACCACCUCGGACCUGCGCACCUGGGGCCCCGUCGUCAACGACGUCACGUCGCCCGUCUACGAGGAGCGCCCGGGCAUGCCGAUCGUCGCCAAGCUGCCCAACGGCAAGUACAUCAUGACGUACGAGCACGGCGGCAGCCCCGUGCUGAGCGGCUACCAGUUCCCCGUCCACUACAAGGUCGUGUCGGAUCCCGAGCGGUUCGGCCCCGCCACCGGCGUGCCGCUCCGGACCACCGACGGCUACAUCCCGACCGGCUCGCCCUACGUCGUCUGGAGCCCCGUCGGCGGGGAGAACGGCACGGUGAUCGCCAGCGCCCACAGCUCGGCCGACAUCUACAUCAACACGGGCCUCGCCGAGCCCGGGAGCACCUGGAGGCGCGUCGCCACGCCCGAGAAGAACGCCUACACGCGCCAUCUCCGCGUCCUCAACGACCCUACCAAGCUGCUCAUCAUGGGCGCCGGCCAGUUGCCGCCAAGCACCACCAACCAGGUGGAGCUGAGCGUGAUUGACAUCAGCAACCUGUAAAGGGGGGUGGGGGGGGGGGGGGACCGGCAAAGUUCUAGAGAACAGUGGGUGGGUGCUGGAUAGGGUAGAGCGACUCCGUUUUGAGAUUUUGUCAAAAACAACACUCGUAAGAGCAAUUUCCCUCGCGGUGUUGAGAAAUCAGGUAUUGACACAGCGAAGCAUCUCUUCGUGAUGGGGCCAUGACAUGCGGUGGAACCUUCUCGUGCGGUGAUUGACGGAUCUCUAUGCAUUAUGAAGGAGUUCGCCGCGUGCUAGGUAGCAUACAAGCGGCUUAGCUCAGAGCCACGCUCCAGAUCCCCCAAGCGUAGCGGCGCAUAUCGUGUUGUUAUAUAUAGUGCCCUUGACCCCUCUCCAUAUAUUAUACAUACAUAUCUAUAAAAUAAACAAAUAAAGAAAUAUAUAAGUCAAAAUGGAAAGAAGAAAUAAUAAAAGGAAAUGAACAAAAAAGGGAGAGAGGACAGUGGGUGCAUGCAUGUCACAGCAUAUAUCGGAACCCCUUAUCCCUCUUCUUCCCGCCGCGCCCUCCUACGAGCGCCUGCUCCUCCUCUUCCCCCCCCUCCUCAUGCUCACGCUCAUGCCCACGCCCACGCUCGCGCUCCUGCUCCUCCCGAUCCCACCGGCGGUUCCACCGGCCGAGCCACCACCUCAGGCCGGCAGCCAGGAGGGCGACGGCGACCAUGGCGGCGGCGCAGACGGCCAUGCCGCGGGCGUAGUAGGGCGCGUCGCGGUCCGGGUACAGGCGGGUGCCGAGGAGGGGCCCGCACUGGCCGACGGCCUGCAGCAGGGCGAAGCCGGCGCCCCGCCGGGCCGCGCCGCCGCCGCGCUGGUUGUUGUUGUUGACGCUCCACGCGACCGUCAGCACCGCCACGUUGAAGAAGCCGAUCGCGGCCGGGUACACGGCCAGGUAGCGCACCGCCAGCAUGGCCGGUCCCGCCAAUGCCACCGCGCCCGCGCCUCCGACGCCGCCGCCCUCCGACGACGAGGAAGAGGAAGAGGAGGAGGAGGACGAGGACGAGGGAGAAGGAGGAUGGGCGAGCGCCAGGACGGUGUACCCGGCGGC
Molecule: messenger RNA, 2197 nt
Organism: Thermothelomyces thermophilus ATCC 42464
Lineage: Eukaryota; Fungi; Ascomycota; Sordariomycetes; Sordariales; Chaetomiaceae
Product: glycoside hydrolase family 93 protein
Exons: 2
Coding region: 1-1137 (378 amino acids)
Source: RefSeq, a predicted model, not a curated record